AUGGAAGGCAAAAUGUUGAGGAAAUUUUUAUCCAAAUCUCGAGCACAAAUCGAGGCCUUGAGAGAGAAGAGAAACGAGGAAGCCUCCCACUUGACAGCCUCGAUCUUUUCCGAGCGCUUCUCCGAGCUCUGGGAGGAGAUCGAUAUCCUCAAGGGCACAAACGAGAGCAACGCGAAAAUUUGGGGCAUGUUGGAAAAGAAGCUAAGAGAGUUGGAUAUUCAGCUCCAGCACUUGUGGGCAUUAUCGGAAGCGUGCCAGGUAAAGGAAAACAUGCUGUACUCGGCGAUUUGCGACCUGGAGGCUUCGAUGGACGAGCUGAAGCAUAAGGUGGCUAAGGGGGAGCUAAAACUGGAGGAUGGAUGCUUGAUUUCAUCCGAGACUAAUUUAAAUAUUACUAAGGAAAUGGAGCUUAUGGGUUCUCGAGUCGUGUUAUCGGCGAAUGCUUUGACCCAAACAGCCCUUGAGACAAGAUUAUGUGCGAAGGAGGUUGUUGUUAGGAGCGAUCGGAUAAGGGAGGCUUUGCAGACUGUGAUCAACAGGGAAGGUCUUCAGGAUAAGGUGGAGAAAUUAUUAGAGGAUGCUAUCCCAAACGACGAUGAGAUUCGGGCUUCAUGUUCGACAAGCGACAGCUCGAAUUUAGUUUCACAGGUGGAGGCCGAGAGAUUGAACAAGAAUGAGAAUUAUAAGAGGAUGUGUGUAUUCAUGGCAAUUCUUGUUGUGGUCCUAUCAGGUCUAGCUGCACCUUUGUUUCACUCCAAGAUUAUAGUCCUUUAA
Messenger RNA from Striga hermonthica, 774 nucleotides. NCBI's taxonomy places the organism in Eukaryota, Viridiplantae, Streptophyta, Magnoliopsida, Lamiales, Orobanchaceae. The record is from the annotation of a GenBank genome assembly.